Messenger RNA from Cannabis sativa, 2805 nucleotides. Its product is annotated as CO(2)-response secreted protease. The record is from RefSeq and is a predicted model, not a curated record. Gene Ontology annotation, biological process: proteolysis. Bases 326 to 2662 code for a protein of 778 amino acids. Gene Ontology annotation, molecular function: serine-type endopeptidase activity. NCBI's taxonomy places the organism in Eukaryota, Viridiplantae, Streptophyta, Magnoliopsida, Rosales, Cannabaceae. The transcript is spliced from 7 exons.
AUCACCACCAUUAUGUGUAAACACACAUAAUUAUAUAAAUAUAUAAAAUACACAUAAUGAGAUAUCUGUAAAUGGCAUGGCACUACUAGAAUCAGAUUAGCAAUACCGCACUUUGAGUGGAUAUCUAAAUGGCUAAUCUAAUGGAUACGCAUACGCGUGACAACAUCCCACCAACGUCCAAGACUACCUUGCACCCAACUCAUUUUCAUAUUCCUUGGACCUCUUUAUAUAAGUCACUCAAUCAGUGUGGUUCUAAUUAUCUCUUAUUAACACACUACUACUUGCUUAAUUAUCUUAAUAAUUAAUACACAUUACACAAACGGCCAUGAAAGCCAUUUUGCUCUUUCUACUAUUAUUUGUGCCCUUCAUUUUCUCACUGUUGAGAGAAACUAAAGCAGCUCAAGCUGGUGGGAGCAAUAACCAUGGACUUUAUAUCGUAUACAUGGGAGCCUCACCCUCAACCGACGGUUCCUUAAGAGAUGACCAUGCUAAACUUAUCAACUCUUUGUUCAGACGUAAAGCAAAUGCUUUAGUGCAUACCUAUAAGCACGGAUUCUCUGGUUUUGCGGCUCGUUUAUCAGAAGCAGAAGCAGAGUUAGUGGCUAAGAAACCCGGUGUGGUAUCGGUUUUUCCUGAUCCCAUGCUAAAGCUACACACAACUCAUUCAUGGGAUUUUCUCAAGUACCAAACAGCUCUUAAAAUCGACUCUUUUCCCAAUAAAAAUUCCAACACAUCUUCCUCAGCUUCUAAUGCUGCUGCUGCUUCAUCCAACGGUGGAGGAGACACCAUCAUUGGAAUACUGGAUACGGGUAUUUGGCCCGAAUCGAAAAGUUUCAGCGAUGAAGGAAUGGCUCCCAUUCCAACUGGAUGGAAAGGAAAGUGCAUGGCUGGUCGUAACUUCAACUCCUCCAAUUGUAACAAGAAGCUGAUCGGGGCAAGAUUUUACGACGACGAAGACGAUGAUACUCCGGAGGAGUACCAAACGGCAAGGGAUUUAGUUGGACACGGUACACACGUGGCAUCGACUGCAGCAGGGUGCACCGUCUCAGGUGCCUCCUACUACGGCCUAGCCACGGGGACAGCCAAGGGUGGAUCACCUAGUUCGAGAAUCGCAGUCUACAGGGUCUGCAGCCCACAAGGCUGCCUUGGCUCUACUAUAUUGAAGGCUUAUGACGACGCCAUUGAAGACGGGGUCGACGUGCUCUCCCUCUCGCUUGGUGCUUCUGCUGCAUAUCAACCUGACUUGUACACUGACCCUAUUGCUAUAGGGGCUUUCCAUGCUGUGGAGAAGGGGAUUACCGUAGUGUGCUCUGCUGGGAAUGAUGGACCCUCACCAUCAACGGUUACGAAUGCUGUGCCUUGGAUUUUGACCGUUGCAGCUACUACAAUUGACCGGGAUUUCGAAUCCAAUCUCUUGUUGGGUGGAAACAAAGUGAUUAAGGGAGAAGGCAUAAACUUCUCAGCUCUUAAAAAAACUCCUGAGUACCCAUUGAUAUACGCCAAGUCUGCCAAGAAAAGUGAGGGGGAUGACAAUAGAGCCAGUAAUUGCCAAGAUGAUUCAUUGGAAGCAACAACGAUUAAGGGGAAAAUCGUUGUCUGUGAGAGGAAAGAUGGCUAUUCAACCUAUGAGAAGAUUGAUACAGUGAAGAGUCUCGGAGGAAUAGGUGUUGUUGUCAUCGACGACGAAUCAAGGGCUGUCGCUGAUAAUUAUAAAGCUUUUCCAGCAACUGUCAUCAGUUCUAAAGAUGCUACCGAUAUCCUCUCCUACAUCAACUCAACCAAGAAUCCAGUUGCUACAAUUUUACCAACUGAGACGGUAACAGAGUAUAAACCAGCUCCUGCUGUGGCAUAUUUCUCAUCCAGAGGGCCUUCAUACAUUACCUCUAACAUGAUCAAGCCUGAUAUAGCAGCACCUGGUGUGAACAUUCUUGCGGCGUGGAUUGCUAACGACACAGAUGACACCCCUGCUGGCAAAGACCCUCCACUGUACAACGUUAUUUCAGGUACUUCCAUGUCGUGUCCACAUGUUUCUGGUGUAGCUGCUACAGUAAAGUCCCAGCACCCUGAUUGGAGUCCCUCCGCAAUCAAAUCUGCUAUCAUGACAACUGCGACUCAAUUGAACAAUCUGAAAGCUCCAAUAACAACAGACUCAGGUUCUGUGGCCACACCCUUUGAUUAUGGAGCAGGUGAAGUAACAACAGAAGGACCAUUACAGCCAGGGUUGGUUUAUGAAACCACUAUUGUUGAUUACCUCAACUUUCUAUGCUAUUUUGGGUAUAACGAAUCGAAGAUUAAACUCAUCUCGAAAACUAUGCCUAACAACUUUACUUGCCCUGAAGACUCAAGCUCUGAGAAGAUAUCAAAUAUCAACUAUCCCUCAAUAGCAAUCUCCAACUUCAAUGGGAGUGCAAGCAAGACAAUAAGCAGGGUCGUCAAAUAUGUUGGGGAUAAUGAAGCAGUUUUCACUGCUACCAUUGAAGCACCAAGUGGCUUAAACGUCACAGUGAAACCAGAUGAAUUGCGAUUUAAAGGCUACAAUCAGACAUUGACUUAUCAAGUGACUUUCACCUUUCAUGGGGUUAUGAAAAAGAAUUCAAUGGGGGUGAUUUCUUGGACAAAUGAAAUGUAUAAUGUUCGUUCCCCUUUUGUGCUACUCCCCUGAAACUAGAUUAGAAAACACACAGCGACAAAUCAUCGUAUGAUGAUUUCUCCACCAAGUCAAUUAUUGAAAUGUAGUAGUAACUCCGAUGCUUAACUUCCAUCUUAAAUAAAAAUUAGAAAGAUAAAAAAAAUAGACUUUUACCA